AUGCAGAGGGAGACUGAGAGACAGAGGGAGAUCGAGAGGGAGACUGAGAGGGAAGAGCUGAAGAGGGAGAUUGGGAGAGUGGAUGCUUUAGAAGUUGCAAAGCAAUUCAACCUCAAGACAUACACUUAUUGUGCUUCAUCAGGUCCUUCAUUAAGUUUCUUCCUCAAUUUUCCCAAACUUGAUAAGGAUCUUGAGAUUCUUUCCACUAACUUUCGUGAGCUGCAACAGCCUGUGAAACUUCCAAGUUUCAAGCUAUUUUUUGUUUCUUUGGCCACCUUGGCUAUCUCUUCUCUUCAAGGCAAGGAUCUCAUUGACUCGAUUCAAGACAGAACAAGUGAAUCCUACAAAACAAUUCUUCAUAUUAGAAAAGGAUUGGAUUUGGCAGAUGGUAUUAUACUAAACAGCUUUAUGGAUUUGGAAAGAAAGAGUAAGUCAGCUGGCAUAAACGAGACAACUUCAAAGUGUUUAAAAUGGUUAGACAAUCAACCAUCUAAAUCUGUUCUGUAUGUUUCUUUUGGGAGUGGAGGGACACUGUCACAUGACCAGCUUAACAAGCUAGCCUUAGGGUUAGAGACCAAUGGCCACAAGUUCCUGUGGGCUGUGAGGGCUCCAAACGGGUAUGCUUAUUCGGCUUAUUUGAAUGAACAAAAGGAGGACCCAUUUGACUAUCUGCCAAAAGGGUUUCUUGAGAGAAUCAAAGAUCAAGGCUUUGUGCUUCCAUCAUGGGCCCCGCAAAUUGAAAUGUUGAGGCACCAGUCAACUCGUGCGUUCUUGACUCACUGUGGCUGGAACUCUACACUUGAGUGUGUGUUCUAUGGCAAGCCUAUGAUUGUGUGGCCAUUGUUUGCAGAGCAAAGAAUGAAUGCUGCGAUGCUAAGUGAGGAGUUGAAGAUUGCUGUAAGGCCAAAAGAGAAUGCAAAUAAUGAUGGGAUUAUUGUGGAGAAGGAGGAAGUUUCUAGAAUUGUAAAGAGUGUAAUGGAAGGUGAUGAAGGGAAAGAGAUUAAUAGAAGAAUUCAAGUGUUUAAGGAUGUUGCCGCUAAAGCGCUUGGAAAAGAUGGUUCGUUUUCAAGAAUACUCGCUAGUUUAACAAAUCAAUGGAAAAAUUCGAAUGGCAAAUAG
Molecule: messenger RNA, 1119 nt
Organism: Neltuma alba
Lineage: Eukaryota; Viridiplantae; Streptophyta; Magnoliopsida; Fabales; Fabaceae
Product: UDP-glycosyltransferase 72B1-like
Exons: 4
Coding region: 1-1119 (372 amino acids)
Molecular function (GO): UDP-glycosyltransferase activity
Source: RefSeq, a predicted model, not a curated record